GCCCAACGCGGGAAACGCUGUUGUGUUGGUUCACUAGUUUCCUCCGAGGAGCAACCGCCGCGCCGGCAGCCAUCAGAUCUACGCGUUUGUCCUCCAACAGGCUGUCCACAUGUUCGUUUCCUUCGCCGUGGUUAGCUGGCCUCGGACCCCACGGACUCUGCCCACGACCCCUUGCUCUCGCUGAGGCGUCCCCGGGUCGACUGAAGGAAGCGGCCGGAGCAGCAGUCGCUCGUUGCCCGCGUUGCUCCCCAACGCCCGUCCCUGUAGCCGUUAGCUCCGACACAAAGAGUGCAGCCCUCUGCCCGGCCACGUCUCCGUGGGCUUUUACCGGGACGAUGGAUACGUUUCAGAAGGUGGAGAAAAUCGGAGAAGGGACGUACGGAGUGGUUUACAAGGCGAAGAACAAAGUGACCGGAGAAACGGUCGCUCUGAAGAAAAUCCGGCUGGACACGGAAACCGAGGGCGUUCCCAGCACAGCCAUCCGAGAAAUUUCUCUCCUCAAAGAACUCAGCCAUCCAAACAUCGUCAAGCUGCGGGACGUCAUCCACACAGAGAACAAACUUUAUCUCGUUUUCGAGUUCCUUCACCAGGAUCUGAAGAAGUUCAUGGACUCCUCCUCGGUCACGGGCAUCCCGCUGCCUUUGGUUAAGAGUUAUCUCUUCCAGCUGCUGCAAGGCCUGGCCUUCUGCCACUCUCACAGAGUUCUCCAUCGAGACCUGAAGCCCCAGAACCUCCUUAUCAACGCCCAGGGAGAGAUCAAGCUGGCGGACUUUGGCCUGGCGAGGGCCUUCGGAGUACCUGUGCGCACUUACACACAUGAGGUGGUUACGCUUUGGUACAGAGCACCUGAAAUCCUCCUGGGCUGCAAGUACUACUCGACAGCUGUCGACAUCUGGAGUCUGGGCUGCAUCUUUGCUGAAAUGGUCACCAGGAGGGCGCUAUUCCCCGGGGACUCGGAGAUAGACCAGCUGUUCCGAAUCUUCCGUACCCUGGGAACGCCGGACGAGGUGGUGUGGCCCGGAGUCACGUCGAUGCCCGACUACAAGCCGUCCUUCCCUAAGUGGGCCCGGCAGGAUUUAGCCAAGGUGGUGCCUCUUCUCGACGAGGACGGCAGGGAGCUGCUGGCGGAAAUGCUGAAUUAUGACCCAAACAAGAGGAUCUCUGCCAAAAAUGCACUCGUACACCGGUUCUUCCGGGACGUCUCCAUGCCGGUUCCUCAUCUGAGACUGUGAUCGGUGCUGAGACGGGAGCGACCUGGACACUACAGGAGCCGAAACGCUUCCUCGGCCUCUGAAGGCGGCCUCAAAGUAGCCGCGUGGAAGUUCGGCUGUUUCCAAGUGUUUAAAUGUCCUUUUCUAAUUUUAUUGUGCAUAUUUAUGUGCAGCUGUUUGAUCUGUUGUUAAUGAUUCAAAGCGUUCUUCGAUAGAGUUCAGGUCAGAGCAGUGACUGCUGUUGAACCUCCCGAUUUAAAUCCUCGAGUAGCUUUUGGAUGUUCAAGUAGUUUGUUGGUUAGAGGCGAACUUAGUUGAGGAAUUGGUGGGAUUGUGCAAAUAAAGCGAUCUGUGUUCGUAGCGUGGAGGUGCAGCAGAAAACGGAGCCGGUGCUAAACCAACAUCAGAUUACGGCAGGUUUCCUCCAGGUUGAACUUUUCUUUUCUUGCAGUUCCAUGCAAAAGAUCUCGGAAGUGGUUUUAAAGCUGCACCGUUGUUUUGAAACUAUGGUUCUGAUUUACAGUAGUCCAAUGGUAUUUUUACAGAAUUAAACUCGCCGUUGCAUUGUUCAUUAGAGUUAGUUCGAAGCUAAUGCACAAUUUUUAUACAUAUUGUUUAUAUACAGUCAGAGAAAAUAAAACUUCUUUAGAUAACUGGUGGUCGUGUCGGAGAGAUUGUCGAGUCCAGUUUUGGGGGGGACGGGGG
This is a messenger RNA of Fundulus heteroclitus (mummichog), 1916 nucleotides long. It is a transcript of the gene cdk2, whose product is annotated as cyclin-dependent kinase 2. Gene Ontology annotation, molecular function: cyclin-dependent protein serine/threonine kinase activity; ATP binding; cyclin binding. Bases 336 to 1232 code for a protein of 298 amino acids. Gene Ontology annotation, biological process: regulation of G2/M transition of mitotic cell cycle; protein phosphorylation; signal transduction. Lineage: Eukaryota; Metazoa; Chordata; Actinopteri; Cyprinodontiformes; Fundulidae. The record is from RefSeq and is a predicted model, not a curated record. The transcript has 7 exons. Gene Ontology annotation, cellular component: nucleus; cyclin-dependent protein kinase holoenzyme complex; cytoplasm.